Molecule: messenger RNA, 822 nt
Organism: Symbiodinium natans
Lineage: Eukaryota; Dinophyceae; Suessiales; Symbiodiniaceae
Source: the annotation of a GenBank genome assembly
AUGCCGACGCCAAUCGACAUGAGCCAAAGCACUUUGAUGUCUGCCAUCAGGAUGAGCUAUGUCCUGAGCAUGAUUGACGCGGUGAAGUCAGAGAUGUCCCCCUCGACAGCAGUAGGAGCACAUUGGAAGGCGCUGCUUCUCCUGGCCGUUCCGGUGACAGGCUGCCUGACGGGCUUCGGCGUGCAGCUCGCGGGUUCACGCGGCAGUUUCUCGCUGUACCUCCCGCUCGUGCUGUCGGGUGUCAUCCUCCUCUCCGGGCUGUUGGGGCAGCUCCUGCUAGGGUACGGCUGCGCUGAGUUCCGCAAGCUGGCAUCCCUGAAAUACCUUUGGUGCAUUGGUCCAGGAAUCGUCGGGGGAGCCAAAUACAGCCUCCAGAACGUCGCGGUCUCGAUGAUGAGCUCCUCCCUCUUCUUCAUCAUCAUGCGGAUGACCCUGCUUUGGGUCGCGAUCUUUGAGGCCCUGAUGCUCCGGCAACUGCCCGGGAAGUUGCAGACGGUGACCCUCAUGGCCGUACUCUUGUCGUGCAUCAGCUCCACCGUCCAGGCCCUAGAGGAGGAGGACUCUGGGACGAGCGUUUCGAUGCUGGCAAUCGUGUUGUCUGCCGUCUGCGGGUUAGCAGACGCCGUGUUCGAUACCUCCACGGCCGUGUUGGGGAGGACCUUCGCCCGUGAGCUCAACGGCCCCGCGAGGAAUGCCGAGCUUUGCCGCAUCAUGGUCAUGCUCCAGGUCUUCAGGCUGCCAUGCUACAUCCUCUUGUUGGUCUGGUUUGAUUGGGACGAUGCGUUUCGUGGCUUCGACAUGACGACCUUCGCGCUCACUGUG